AUGGCUGAUUCUCUCAAGAUCGAAAGCCGCCCCAUCCCAGCCUUCUACUGUUGUUAUCUACUCCGCUCCAAGAACCGAAAAGCCUUCUACAUCGGCAGCACACCCAAUCCGGCCCGCCGCCUGGGUCAGCACAAUGGCUCGAGCAAGGGCGGCGCGAAGCGUACGUCGAUGCAAGGGAAGCGGCCGUGGGAGAUGACGUGCAUUGUUACUGGGUUUCCUUCCAGAUUCGCUGCGCUGCAGUUUGAAUGGGCGUGGCAAAACACGCACGCGACACGACACAUUGAGCGAGAUGUGCGUGACGCGAGGCUAGAGGAGUUGCAAAAGGGAAGAAAGAAUCCUUCGCCCGUCAAGAGGCCGAGACCACCAAUGUCCCUAGAAGCGCGAUUGAAGAAUUUACAUCAUCUGUUGGGUGUUGGGAGCUUCAGCCGAUGGCCGUUGCAUAUCCGAUUCUUUGCCCAGGAUGUGUUUACGCAAUGGGAGAAGCAUAUUUCCAAGAUGAAGACGACCCUGCGGAAGGACAUCACUAUCUGGGUGACGCCGGCCGAGCUUCCGAAGCUUGCGCCGGAUGUGCAAAGCGAGAUGCGAACUCACUUCAUACCGGAAAUAAUACGAGCAAUUCCUGUUGCGUACGAGGAUUGCAAGACACAUGUCGAAAAGUCAAAAAUGACGCUCGGAGACGAUCAAAAGCGAGUGUGUGGUGUUUGCAAGGAAGAUGUAAGCCCUGACACAUCACUCGUGUUGGUCUGCCCAGUGGAAACAUGUCACGCUGUGUCACACAUGGCCUGUAUGUCGCAGAAAUUCCUGGCAGAAGAGAGCAACAUUGAUGCGUUUAUCCCAAUCCAAGGGACAUGUCCGAGCUGUCGCAGCUCUCUGAGAUGGUCUGACUUGAUGAAGGAGCUCAGUCUGCGCAUGUAUGGUGAAGAAGAGCUGAAGGUCAUGUUCAAGACAAAAAGAAAGAAAAGAAAGUCGGACGGAACCAUCGAGGACGAUGCGGAAGAGUUUCCGGAUAUAGAUGACCUUGAUGUCAAUCUUGACGAGGACCUUGAUGAAACGUGGGUCGAGAAUGUCAAUGACGAUGAGGAUAAGCCGCAAGGCGUCAACACCAGUUGA
Molecule: messenger RNA, 1110 nt
Organism: Alternaria burnsii
Lineage: Eukaryota; Fungi; Ascomycota; Dothideomycetes; Pleosporales; Pleosporaceae
Product: giy-yig catalytic domain containing protein
Exons: 1
Coding region: 1-1110 (369 amino acids)
Biological process (GO): double-strand break repair via homologous recombination
Cellular component (GO): Slx1-Slx4 complex
Molecular function (GO): crossover junction DNA endonuclease activity; 5'-flap endonuclease activity
Source: RefSeq, a predicted model, not a curated record